UCCAGAAUGUCAAAGUGCCCCCACUUGGAUGCAGUAGCGUACCUUACCCAGUAAGGUCCAGUAAGGUACCUACUACCUACUGGGUACUAGUACCUAGCUAGUGGUGCACGGAUGCUAUUCCUUCCGCCAAUUAAGUCAUACGUAACGUUGGAACUCUUAUUCGUGCAUCAUGCUUGCCCAACGCGACUUCCAUUUGAUCCUCAUCUGACUUCAACAGACUACAGUCUCUACCUGAGUACCCAUUAUUUCCAUUAUACUUUCGUAUUCAGACUCUUUUUUUUUGUGCACACUUACUUUUAUCAAACUUAUUAUUCUUUUCUUUUCUUAUUUUCUUUUCUUCUGUCCGAACUCGCCCGUGCUUUGUACACCGAGACAGGGAGAUUAUGAGUCUUUGCAAUUACACACUUCCGAAUUCGUAACUGAUGUUCACAGGGUCCCCUGGUCAUAUACAUAUAUUUAUUUUAUUUUAUUAUUCUAUUCUACAUACAAUACAAUACAAUACAAUACACCAAUACACAAAAAACGUUGCAUUCUGCAAACAUUUCAACUUUGCCCUUUGCAUUGUGCAUACAGACUAAUUCCCAAAGUUCGGCCAAGCAACUUCCAACUUCAAACGUAAUCGACCAUGCUCUCUAUCCCUUUGACCUCAUACAAUACAACAUAAGCAAGCCAUGUUUCUUUCCGGCUUUCUCAGCGCUCCCUCCUCGGGCCGGAGGGGUUCUUUUAUAUCGAGCAAACCAAAGUCAUCUAGAGUAUCCCCUGAAGUCUCUCCAUCGCGAUCCCGAAAUCAUGACCUCCACUCGACUUCCGAAUACCUCUCGGACGAGGCACAGCUUCAGGCUGUUCCACCCCCUCCCCGAGAUGUCCUCGACCUGAACCAGAACCUCGAAAGGCUCGCUGAUCUAUUUCCCGAUGUACAAGUCGAAGUCUUCAGGGAGAUGCUUGCCUCCUUUUCCGAGGAGUCGCGAUUAUUUAUCAUCACGGACAAGCUGUUAAAGAAUCCCGGCGAAUUUGUCAAGGGGCGAAGGAAGGCGAAUGAUAAUAGCGGUCCUAACUCGAAUGCUCUGGUCUCGAGAACUGAGGCAUUCAGAACGGCACAGUACAAGGAGGCGGUGCGGGCUCUAGCGAUGCAGGAAUUCAAAGGCCUAUCAAGAUCCUCGAUCGAUGCUGUUUUGUCCGAGUCCAACUUCUCCUAUCUCGACGCUCGACCGACCCUUGUAGGCUUGUCUUCCAAAUCGUGGAAGUUCACCCUGUCCUCUUUGUUCUUUCGUCGCAGACCAGUCACUUCCACUGAGGCAGAAACACAUCCCCUUAUCAUAUGGAGAUCUGCCGAAGAUGGGUCCAUGGUCCCGACUUUAAAAGCCACUGGCAACGCCGAAUUGGACAGAGAACUAUUUGAGGAAUUAAUCAUGCCACUGAAACAACGCGAACAGCUUGCGAGAGAGGAGAGCGAUCGUGCUUUGGCUAUCUCUUUGGUUACCGAAGAGGCUGAAGCUAACGAGUCUACAUUCGAAUGUACAUGCUGCUUUGGCGACACCAUCUUUGAAGAGAUUACCACCUGCGGCACUGAAGGUCACGUGGUGUGCUUUAAUUGUGUUCGACACUCCAUUACUGAAGCAGUAUUUGGGCAAGGCUGGCAGCGUACCGUCGACAAGGAAACAGGUGCCCUUCGAUGCCCUGCCGUGGCAUCGAUAGAGUGCGAGGGGUGUAUAUCGUCAGAGCAUAUACAUCGAGCUAUGGAUGGGGAGAAGGGUGGGACCGAGAUUAUACGCAAGCUCGAUCAACGCCUGGCGGAGCAUGGUCUCCUGUCCAGUGGGCUGCCUCUGAUCCGGUGCCCGUUCUGUAGCUAUGCCGAAGUCGACGACCUAUACGUGCCAGCUGAUAUGCCCAAGCCCAAGCUCCGCGUUAGCAAUGUCCCCAAUAUUUUACUCAUUCUCAUCUGCUUACUUGUGUCCCCAUUUUCCGUUCCCAUAUUGGUACUGGCGUUAGUCUGUAUCGCUCUCUGCUUGACUCCGUCGAUUAGGGAGUAUGGAUCUAAGCAAAUCGAAGGGGCCCUCAACCGAUAUCAACGUCGUUGCCGGGGCUUGAAAUUCACCUGUCGCGACCCGGUUUGCGCUCGUUCGUCUUGUUUGUCGUGCUCGAAGGCAUGGCAAGAUAUCCACAUUUGUCACGAGUCGUCCCUGGUCGCCUUGCGGACGCAAGUAGAACAAGCGAUGUCAAUGGCAAUCAAGCGUGUUUGUCCUAGAUGCAGCACGUCGUUCGUCAAGACGGCCGGAUGCAAUAAACUCACUUGCCCAUGUGGAUACAAAAUGUGUUAUGUGUGUCGUAAAGACAUCGGUACGAUGAACGAAGGCUACCAGCACUUUUGCCAACACUUCAGACCCGAAGGAGACGGACGGCAGUGUAAGGAAUGCAACAAAUGCAACCUGUGGGAGGCAGAGAACACAGAAGAAAUCCUUCGAAAGGCCAAGAUCGAGGCAGAACGGAAAUGGAGAGAAUCAGAGAGACGCGACCUUUCUGAUGCGGAGAAGGCAUACCUCGACGACGGCUUGGGCAACCGUAGCAAAAUAAAUGGAAUCAGGCAGCUGCUCCCACGUGGCAAGAUCCCAACCAUCGAGGAGUUGUGCGACUCGGUAGUAGAGUUUUUAUUCGUAUGACAGAAUGGGAAAUGGGAAAUGCUGAUGGGCAACGGAGUUUUGGGAGAGCGUUUUUUUUUCUCUCCCCCCCCACCAUCCUUUUGAUUUCUGGGUUGGGUUAGGGGUUUCAUAGAAUAGGAGCAUAUCCGGGUGCCAGUCGAGCGUGCGCGGCCUUGAGGCGUUUCAGUAUUUCAGAAACAGCGAGCAUCCAGCAUUGAUUGGACUGAUUCUUCAUGGGAAACGGCGCAUAAGAUAAGAAACUACUACUAUUACUACUACUACAUAAGCUAGGCUAGGUAAAGUAGAUACCUGGGGAGGUGGCUGGGUAGGGAGGAAGGUUAGGUAGGUAGGCAGGCAGGCAGGGAGGUAGAUACCUACAUAAAUGAUGAGGUAAAUACUAUUAGUAUAAACAAAGUAUGGAAUCUACUUUAGUAGGUGCCUACUCUACAUAGCAAAACAGGAUAUGAUGAAAAAGAAAAGAAAAAGAAAAUGGGAAUCCUUUUG
Hypoxylon fragiforme is the source of this 3140-nucleotide messenger RNA. RefSeq lists its product as uncharacterized. The coding region runs from base 672 to 2657 and encodes 661 amino acids. The record is from RefSeq and is a predicted model, not a curated record. NCBI's taxonomy places the organism in Eukaryota, Fungi, Ascomycota, Sordariomycetes, Xylariales, Hypoxylaceae. The transcript has a single exon.